Penicillium maclennaniae is the source of this 669-nucleotide messenger RNA. Its product is annotated as NADPH-dependent FMN reductase. The record is from RefSeq and is a predicted model, not a curated record. Gene Ontology annotation, cellular component: cytosol. Gene Ontology annotation, molecular function: oxidoreductase activity; FMN binding. Lineage: Eukaryota; Fungi; Ascomycota; Eurotiomycetes; Eurotiales; Aspergillaceae. The transcript has a single exon. The coding region runs from base 1 to 669 and encodes 222 amino acids.
AUGCCCCCCAAACAUGUGGCCAUCGUGACCUGCAGCACGCGUUCCCCGCGCCUGAACCCCACAAUUACCCAAUACGUCUAUGACGUCCUCGCUCAUGACCCAACGAUCCCCACGAAGAAAGUAUCCGAUGACACAGAAGACACAGACCCGCGACACAUCACGCUCUCGGUCCUGGACCUGGCCAAGCAGAAGCUUCCCUUGUACGACGAAUCCGUCAUCCCCGCACGCCUGCCCGCCUCCGACCCCACGCCACAUUAUACAAGGGAAUAUACCAAGGCGUGGUCUGCUGUUGUGCGGUGUUAUGACGGAUUCAUAUUCGUGACGCCUCAGUAUAAUUGGAGUAUUCCGGCGAGUUUGAAGAAUGCGCUGGAUUAUCUGUUCCAUGAGUGGAAGGGGAAGCCGGCGGGGAUCGUGACAUAUGGGUCGCGUGGUGGUGGCAAGGCGGCGGAUCAUUUAAGGGAUGUGUUGACGGGUUUGAGGAUGAGAGUCGUCGGGACAGCGCCAGGGCUUGUUGUGAGACAUACUGGAUUACCUGUUGGUGCGCUAUCUGAGGAGGAGCAGAGGGUUGAUCUUGACGAGAAGGAUCUAGCUGGGUGGAAGGAUGCUGGUGUGGAGGGGAUGAUGAGAAAUCUGGGGAUGGAGCUCGUCUGCGAAUUGGACAAGGAAUGA